UAGCACCGGAAGCGGCCAGGCGGGCCAUGGAGGAAGGACCUGCUGUCAGAACCCUGUCUCGAGAGGUCUCGACUGAGGACGCCGAGCCGUUGGGCGCUGCGUGGAGCGGGGACAGCGGCCACGUAUCGCAGAGCCAGAGCAGCGCAUCCGGGCCGUGGGAAGAUGACGGCCCCGAGGACGCGCCGGGCCGCGACCUGCCGCUGCUGCGCCGCGCCGCCUUGGGCUACGCCUCCAGCUUGCUCCCUGCCACGGGGCCGCGGCCCGAAGUGGAGGCUCUGGACGCCAGCCUGGAGGACCUGCUGGCCAAGGUGGACGAGUUCGUGGGCAUGCUGGACAUGAUUCGCGGAGACUCGUCUCAUGUGGUGAGCGAGGGCGUGCCUCGGAUCCACGCCAAAGCCGCGGAGAUGAGGCGCAUCUACGGCAGGAUCGACAAGCUAGAGGCCUUCGUGAGGAUGAUCGGUAGCAGCGUGGCCAGGAUGGAAGAGCAGGUCACCAAGGCCGAAGCCGAGCUGGGGACCUUCCCCCGGGCCUUCCGGAGGCUGCUGCAUACCAUCAGCGUUCCCUCUCUCUUCAAGUCGGCGCCCACUGGGCCCCAGCGCGCGGUGUACGAGCCGCCAGUCCUGUUUCGGACAGAGGACCACUUCCCUGGCUGCGGUGACAGACCGCAACUCUGAGCUCUCAUCUCUACCGUAGGAAGACUCCAGUGAGACUCUUGUCCCGAGUGUUAAGAAAUCCUGUUAAUUGACGUAUAUGAUGCCGGGAUGUGAAAUGUUAAAGUUUAUUUUCUGUAAACGACUUGACUUCGUCAGUAUUCGAUGUCAAUAGCGUAGAUCCCUAUGUCUUCCAGUUCUGAUUCGAAAGCUCUUUGGUAGGGGGCCUGGGAAAGCCAACUGAGUUAAUUUAUCUGUGCAAUAUGGCAGAGCUGUUAUUUUUAUGGCCUUUAUUACAGUGAACAGUGUUACCUUGUUAAGAUUUAUAUAUUUAUAUGAUCAAAAGUGACCAAGAAAUUAAAGCUGUAUUCUUAAAACCUAACAGUGGUUCAGUUUUCUAUAGAGCAUCUGGAAUAGAUGGUAGAUUUAGUAUUAUAUUCAGUUUUCCAUAGCAUGGAUUGUAAACCAAAGGAAAUAAGACAGUCUCUCAAGAUAGCAAACUGAGCGUUUUAUUGCAGGGGGUUCUGAAGUUGUAUUUGACAGUAUGACUUUAAGGCUUAGUUUAUCAAAACAAGCAUAUUAAUGUAUGGCUGUCAGUGUUCUAUUUAUAACACAUUAAUUAAAAUGCUAAAUUUCCUUGGA
Molecule: messenger RNA, 1292 nt
Organism: Grammomys surdaster
Lineage: Eukaryota; Metazoa; Chordata; Mammalia; Rodentia; Muridae
Gene: Bloc1s4
Product: biogenesis of lysosomal organelles complex 1 subunit 4
Exons: 1
Coding region: 27-674 (215 amino acids)
Cellular component (GO): BLOC-1 complex
Source: RefSeq, a predicted model, not a curated record